AUGUUCCUCACAUUGGCGUUGUUCCGGAAGGGCAUACCGGGGAAGCAGUGGAUUGGGAAGUACCGGCGUCCGCGGCACGUCACCUGGCAGAUGAAGCGCAACAUGAUCGCACGACUGGAGCACCGUCAUGCGGCCGAGCGACGCCUGCAGAACUGGCUGAACUUCAAGGAGGCCACAGCUGGUAAACUGCCUGAGCACAGGUUCAUUGCGGAGCACCUUGGCCACCUCAAUACCACGAAGAAGUGGUCCAAUCAAUAA
Paramormyrops kingsleyae is the source of this 258-nucleotide messenger RNA. RefSeq names its product mitochondrial ribosomal protein L57 (gene mrpl57). Lineage: Eukaryota; Metazoa; Chordata; Actinopteri; Osteoglossiformes; Mormyridae. Gene Ontology annotation, biological process: mitochondrial translation. Gene Ontology annotation, molecular function: structural constituent of ribosome. Gene Ontology annotation, cellular component: mitochondrial ribosome. The record is from RefSeq and is a predicted model, not a curated record.